Messenger RNA from Procambarus clarkii (red swamp crayfish), 1384 nucleotides. RefSeq names its product Enoyl-CoA hydratase, short chain 1. Gene Ontology annotation, molecular function: enoyl-CoA hydratase activity. Lineage: Eukaryota; Metazoa; Arthropoda; Malacostraca; Decapoda; Cambaridae. Gene Ontology annotation, cellular component: mitochondrion. The record is from RefSeq and is a predicted model, not a curated record. Gene Ontology annotation, biological process: fatty acid beta-oxidation.
AAGUGACCUGCCUCAGUAUCCCCUGUAAGAUGGCACGAGUGGCAGCGGUCAGGCUCCUGCACCUUCAGUCCUUGCUGCGGCCAGCAGCCCUCGCCCGCACUAAUGUCAACUGUCCCCAAGCUAAGGCGGCACUUAUUGCUGCUGCAGCCAAACAUAUGUCAACAGCUCCUGUGUAUGAACACAUCCUGGUUGAGAAGAAAGGAGAGGCUGGAUGUGUUGGCUUGAUUAUACUGAAUCGUCCGAAAGCCUUGAAUGCUCUGUGUGCGCCGCUUAUGAAUGAAGUCCAGCAGGCAUUGACAGAUCUGGAAAGUGACCCCAGUAUUGCUGCCGUUAUUCUUACUGGCAGUGAAAAAGCCUUUGCUGCAGGUGCUGAUAUAAAGGAGAUGCAGAACAGAAGAUUUGUAGAAUGCUACGGUACGAACUUUCUUGGUAACUGGGAUGCUGUGAGCAAAGCCAAGAAGCCAAUCAUAGCUGCAGUGAAUGGAUAUGCUCUUGGUGGAGGCUGUGAACUGGCUAUGAUGUGUGAUAUUAUCUUGGCUGGAGAGAAAGCAAAGUUUGGCCAACCAGAAAUUGCAAUUGGAACAAUUCCAGGGGCAGGCGGCACUCAACGUCUUACAAAAGCUAUUGGCAAAUCUCGCUCCAUGCAGAUGUGUCUAACCGGAGAUAUGAUAUCAGCACAAGAAGCAAAUGCGUGGGGGCUGGUAAGCUCGGUGCACCCACCUGAUCAGCUUGUAGAUGAAGCUGUCAAGCUUGGGGUAAAAAUUGCUCAACAUUCUAAGCUAAUUGUUGCCAUGUGCAAGGAAUCAGUAAACAAUGCUUAUGAGCUACCUCUGAGUGAAGGCCUCCACUUUGAGAAGAGAUUGUUCCAUUGCACCUUUGCUACUAAUGAUCGUAGUGAAGGUAUGACUGCAUUUGUUGAGAAGAGAAAACCAAACUUCACUGACAGCUAAGGUUUCUGGUUCCAAAUAUUCAAGAGGUUCACUUUUUUAAAGAAGAGAAGAGGCAUGUCCAGCAGAGUUAGACUGUUUAUAAUGGGCAGCAAUAUUAAAGUAUCAAAUUAGAAUACAGUACUGCUCUGCAAAAAAUUAUUUAAGGAAGUGCAAACUUGAGUGUUGCAUAUGUAAUUUCUAAUAGCUUGCAUAAUAAAUUGGAACACUGAACAGAUAAAUGGUUACUAACAAAGCUUUAUAUGCAUAGUAAAAUUUGUUAUUUACAUUUAUUUACCAUACUGUUAUUUACCAUACUGUCAUAUAUAAUUAUGUACAUAAAAGUACUAAUAAGUUUAAUGUAUAUAACAGCAAUUUUAUCUGAGGAACUUUUGGUGUGAUGUUUAAAUCAUGUACGCUACUAAAUGUAAGUUUACCAUUAAAUUUGUAAACAUGAA